Messenger RNA from Procambarus clarkii (red swamp crayfish), 3532 nucleotides. NCBI's taxonomy places the organism in Eukaryota, Metazoa, Arthropoda, Malacostraca, Decapoda, Cambaridae. The record is from RefSeq and is a predicted model, not a curated record.
GCCAGAGAAGGCUAAACAACAUUCCCUAUCGAUCACGUCUAGUCAUUUAUCGCGUUCUCUCUCUUAUGUCUUUGUGCAGUAUUAACCUCUACGGUCAGGGAUAUGGUGUGUGAACCACAGGUGAACAGGUACUGACGUCUCGAGGAUGUUCAGUGGAUGACUGUGAUGUAAUAAAGUUCCAAAUGAGCUGGAGCUAUAGCAAGUAAUAAUACUAUAUAGAAGAUGGCAGGAAUUUCUGACACGAAGGACCCACUGUUUACCCAUGACACAUCAGAUGACCAUCGUGCCAAAGAUAACCAUGCGCUGCAGCUGGUAGAUUGUCACGAUGACAGUCAUCAGUCUUCAGUCAUCUCAAUCCCAGGUGCUGUUGAGACUGCACUGACCCACACACCUGAGCCACAAGUGCCAGAUGUUCCUCCGUCCUCUCUUGUGCCAAGUUCUGCAGAGGAGACUAACGUACAAACAAAUAUUAUUGAAAAAGGGGACGCAACAGAUGCUAAGUCUGGGCCUAUCAGUGUUGGAGAUGGGGAUAUUGCAGCCACUAGCAACUGUGUUACUGGGGGUCCUCGCAUGUGCCACAGUCGAGGCACCAGCCAAGUUUCCUCCUGUGAACCAUCUGUUGCCCGCAUAUCAUGUCGGGACGUGUGUCACAGUCGUGGAGCCAGCACAGAUGGAUCAAUAAUGGAUACUUAUGGAUCUCUAGCUACAGACAGCCGCAGAGGCACCUAUAGUGAUGCUGGAACACUGCCUAUUGGCUCAACAAUAAUAGAAGAGAAUCCUCAAGGCUGGGACAAGGAAUCUGAUGAAAAGAAACUUCCUGAGAGUGAGAACUCGCAUGCAAAAAAUUCACAAAGAUUGAUCUUGUGUGGUUGUUGCAAGUCUUUCUUGAGGAGUCAUCAAGAGCUUCCAGAGCACCCAACAGUGGCAGAAAUUAUCAAGUAUUCCUUCACUUGCCCUCCUCAUGGAAAAGUGGGGGAUUGUUUGUUCUGGGUGGUGGCAGGCUUGGCGCUCUGGUGUUGCCUCAUCUCCAUUACUGGGGACUUGGCUCUUCCUGGUGGCAACUUCUUCAGCCUCCUUGUGCUUUAUGUGACAGCAAUGUUGGCUGGCAAGUUUACCGGCUUUAUGGGCUUGCCACCUUUACUCGGUAGCCUUGUGGUGGGCAUAUUGUUUAGCAGUGUACCAGGGCUAAAUGCUGUCGGACGUAAUAUUGAUGUCUAUUGGUCGGCAGCAUUGAGGAACUUUGCCCUUAUUGUUAUUUUAAUACGUGCUGGAUUAGGACUAGAUCCUGUUGCCUUAAAGAAACUAAGCUGUACUGUGCUGCGAUUGGCUUUCCUUCCUUGUUUAGUAGAAGCAACAUCUACGGGCAUUGCAUCCAAGUUCUUACUCGGUCUUCCAUGGAGUUGGAGUAUUAUGCUUGGGUUUAUUGUUUCAGCAGUUUCACCAGCAGUGGUGGUUCCGAGCUUAUUAAAGUUAAGUGAUCGAGGUUAUGGGGUGGAGCAAGGAAUCCCAACUUUGAUCAUUGCAGCCGCUAGCAUUGAUGAUGUUUUGGCAAUUACUGGCUUCAGUGUCAUGUUAGGACUGACAUUUGCUGAGGGUUCAUUAGUUUGGACAAUACUUAAAGGUCCAGUUGAGAUACUUGCUGGUAUUGUAUAUGGUAUUGUCUUUGGGUUAUUAUGUUGGAUCGUGCCUUCCAGUGACAAGAAGAGUCGAGCAUUUUACAAGUUCAUCAUCGUUUUUAUUCUUGGCUCUUUGGGCAUGUUUGGGAGUCAAAAGGUGGGAUUGGGGAGUUCUGGACCAAUAGCAGUACUAGCAUUUGCCUUCAUUGCUGGGUUAGGUUGGCGCAGACCUGGCAACGAGGACCCUAAAGUGAGUGACUACUACCGUAAUGUGUGGCAGAUUUUCCAGCCGAUGCUCUUUGCUUUGAUUGGAACUGAGAUUGAUAUUUCAGCAAUAGAUCCUGAUACUAUUGGCUGGGGGCUGCUGACAUUGUUCAUAUGCCUCACCUUAAGAGUAGCAACAUCAUUUGUUGUGGUGAUGGGAGCUGCCUUUACCAUUUGGGAGCGUUUGUUCAUUGCGAUUGCAUGGCUUCCAAAAGCUACUGUUCAGGCUGCCAUUGGCUCUCAAGCUCUAGAUUAUGUGCGACUGCAUGAUGGUGAAGAUGUUGAUAUUAUACGAGGGGAACAGAUUGUAACCAUAGCUGUGAUGGUGAUACUGGUGACUGCUCCCAUAGGAGCUAUAGCGAUCAGACUCACCGGCCCAAAGUUCCUUGCGAAAAAGUUGCCAACUAGAACCUUAAACGAUCCAGAAACUACUGUGUAGGCAUGUGCCUGCCCAGUGAAAGUUGAAAUGUUGUUGUUGACAAGACAGCAUGAUUAUUAGCUUUCCAGUAAUGAUGACCCACUUAAUGCAGUAUUGGUAGUUUGCGUGUCUGGGAUGUGCUAUUACAGUGCAUCAUUGUGUUCGUGCAAUUUGGAAAGUUUACAACAUUAUCUACACUAAAAUAAAAUCACAGGAGAGUUGAAUUAUUUUGGGGGGAUUUUGUAAUAUGUGAUUUAUUUAAUGUAUGGUUUUUUCUUAGAUUGGUUCAGUUUGGAGUUUUAUUAAAAACCUAUAUUUUUCCUAGCCACUUUUUCUUUUGAAAAUGGUCUAUUAAAGCCUUAUAACAGUCAGUCAGGUAACAUAAUGUACAUCCAGUCCCAACAUUUAGAGAUAGCAUCCAUUUCCCUACUGGUAUAAUGUAUGCUUAAGUAUUCGUGUCAGUAAGCUAUCUUUUGUAUCCUUAACUUCAACUGUUACAGAGAAUGCAUAUUUACUUAAAUUUAAUGCUAUAAAUGACAAUUAUUCAUUAAAUAAUGCAUAUAAUUUUGCUCAUGUCAGACAUGAGAUUUAUUUCUUAAAAUUGUGUAAAAGUUUCAAAUGAUAUCAAAUGAGUUUGGCUGUUUUUUAAAAUUAUCUUUGAUUAUUAGUUAAUUUUAAGCAAACUGAUUUACCCGAGAUUUUGGAUAGAUCCAACACUGGUUCCUACACUCAUUAUCUAUAGAAGUAUACGUCAUAUAAUAUUUAUUCAUAACAUAUAAAAGACAGAAAUAACAGUAAUGUUUUGUCCUGUGCAUAUAUUUGUCAAAAGAUACAGUGACCAUAUUAAGUAACCUAAGUAUUCCAGGAAUAUGUAUAAGGCAAGACUUAUUUUACACGAGUCUCAUGUUGUACAGUCUGGUUCAUUCUUGACUCACAAUUGGGAAUUCUGGGUUCGAAUCCCAGGCAGGACAGAAAUAGUUGGGCAUGUUUCCUAUCACCUAAUGCAUCUGCUCACUUAGCAGUAAAUAGGUACCCAGCUCAACUUGUUGUGAGGUUGCAUCCUGGUAAGGGUCGGUAGUUCAACCUUGCAGGGUGACCUUGAUAUCAGCAUAACAUACACACACAAAUCACAAUAGCAUGAUAUAUCAAAUGAACAAAUCCACAAGGGCCAUGAUGAGAAUUCGAACUUAUAUCCAGGAUGAUCCCAGACGCACCUUAGUCGAUUGUGCCACGA